Molecule: messenger RNA, 3216 nt
Organism: Gracilinanus agilis (Agile Gracile Mouse Opossum)
Lineage: Eukaryota; Metazoa; Chordata; Mammalia; Didelphimorphia; Didelphidae
Gene: L3MBTL3
Product: L3MBTL histone methyl-lysine binding protein 3
Exons: 22
Coding region: 92-2425 (777 amino acids)
Biological process (GO): regulation of DNA-templated transcription
Cellular component (GO): nucleus
Molecular function (GO): zinc ion binding
Source: RefSeq, a predicted model, not a curated record
UCCUUUAAAGGAAGAAAAAGAGAAGAAAGAAUACUGAAGAGAUCGAUUGUUCCUAACAGCAGAACUGAAAUCAGCAUAUAGUAUAUGCAUCAUGAAUGAACCUGCCUCUAGCACAAGUGGCCAAGAGUUUGAUGUAUUCAGUGUCAUGGACUGGAAAGAUGGAGUAGGUACUCUGCCAGGAAGUGAUUUAAAGUUUCGGGUAAAUGAGUUUGGAGCCUUGGAAGUGAUUACAGAUGAGACUGAGAUAGAAAGUGUUAAAAAAGCUACUGCUACCACAACAUGGAUGGUGCCUACUGCACAAGAAGUUUUUUCUGAGAAGACAGGAGUACCUUUCCGGUUGAAGGAAACUAUGAAAGUAGAAGGACUUCAGUUCUGUGAAAACUGUUAUCAGUAUGGCACUGUAGAUGAGUUUCUUUCUGGAGGAAAAUUUUGUAGCCAGAAAUGUGCACGUCAGAACAAAGACAACAGAGAACAGAAGGAAGAAAAAGAUGUAGGUGAAGACAAUGAAGAAGAUGACUCUAAGUGUAGUCGGAAGAGGAAAGCAAAAUUACCUCUCAGAGUAGACCCCAAGGAAGAUGGAGAGGAAAGAGAAGAUGAAAAUAGAUACAGUUUUUCCUCUGAAGACUGCUUUAGUCGCAUUCCAGAAAUUUUGGAAAACAAGCAUGAUGGCAGAAUCCUGAGGGGCUCUCAGAGAGCUCGAAGAAAAAGACGAAAUGAUUCCACCGUUUUAAAACAGAGUUUACCUCCUAAAGGAAAGAAAGCAUGGUGUUGGGCUUCCUAUUUGGAGGAAGAAAAAGCUAUUGCAGUGCCAACUAAGCUUUUUAAAGAGUACCAAUCCUUUCCCUAUAACAAAAAUGGAUUCAAAGUCGGAAUGAAGUUAGAAGGUGUGGACCCUGAACACCAGUCAAUGUAUUGUGUUCUCACUGUUGCUGAGGUUUGUGGCUAUAGGAUAAAGCUUCAUUUUGAUGGCUAUCCUGAUUGUUAUGACUUCUGGGUAAAUGCUGAUGCUUUAGACAUUCAUCCAGUUGGAUGGUGUGAAAAAACUGGCCACAAGCUUCAUCCACCAAAAGGGUAUAAAGAAGAAGAGUUCAAUUGGCAGACAUACCUUAAGACAUGCAAAGCACAAGCUGCUCCAAAGUCCUUAUUUGAAAAUCAAAAUACUACAGUGAUCCCAUCAGGUUUUCGUGUGGGAAUGAAACUUGAAGCUGUAGACAAAAAGAAUCCUGCAUUCAUCUGUGUUGCUACAGUAACAGAUAUGGUGGACAAUCGGUUUCUGGUGCAUUUUGACAAUUGGGAUGAGAGCUAUGACUAUUGGUGUGAAGCAGCAAGUCCACACAUUCAUCCAGUGGGUUGGUGUAAAGAACACAGAAGAACCCUUAUUACUCCACCAGAUUACCCAAAUGUGAAACAUUUUUCCUGGGACAAAUACUUGGAAGAAACCAAUUCUUUGCCUGCUCCUGCUAGGGCCUUUAAAGUUAAGCCAGCACAUGGAUUCCAGAAAAAAAUGAAAUUUGAAAUUGUAGAUAAAAGAAAUCCUGUGUUUAUUAGAGUAGCAACUGUUGCAGAUACUGAUGAGCACAGAAUAAAAGUCCACUUUGAUGGCUGGAGUAGUAGCUAUGAUUACUGGAUUGAAGCAGAUUCUCCUGACAUCCAUCCAGUGGGCUGGUGUGCAAAAACAGGACAUCCUCUUCAGCCUCCUCUUAGUCCUUUGGAGUUGGUGGAAGCUUCCGAGCAAGGAGGAUGCCCAACUGCUGGAUGCAAAGGAAUUGGCCAUAUAAAGAGAGCUAGACACCCAGGCUCCCAUAGUGCUAUCAAUUGUCCUUAUUCAGAAAUCAAUUUGAACAAAGACCGUAUCCUCCCAGAUCGUUUAAGUGGUGAGAUGUCUCCAGCUAGCCCCUCAUUAACAAGGAAUAAAAAGGCGGAAAUAAAUGAACGCUCCUCAUCUCCUGAAAUCAAAAAAUGUCCUAGUCCUGAGCACACUGACUCCAAAUCAUUGAUUCAGAAUCGAUCAUCUGGAAAAUCUGUAUCCGAGAAAAACAUACAAGAUGAUAUGGAAGGUAAACCUCCUUACAAGAAGCCGCUGUUGUAUGAUGAUAACGAAAAGAAGCCAUCUAGAGAUCAGCAAAUUGAAGAGAAGCCUAUCAAGGAAGAAUGCGAAGAAGGGAUAAAAAGUGAAGUGAGAACUCCAAAUCAAACCAAAGCUUCCCUAAAGUAUUAUACUGUCACAAGAGGUAGUAGUUUCUCCUUCAUAGAAGUUAAGGAAAAGCCGACUAAUUGUCAGCAAAUUGAUGGAGAAGCAUUUCUGCUUAUGACACAAACAGACAUUGUUAAAAUUAUGAGCAUUAAGCUGGGACCGGCUUUAAAAAUCUUCAACUCCAUCCUGAUGUUCAAAGCUGCAGAGAAGAACUCACAUAAUGAACUCUGAGGACAGUGAAAGCCACGUUUCAUCCCUUUUCUGCUUUAAAGCUCAUGUCUUAUUCAAAGCACAAGGACUGUUGUAGCUGUUAAGUAAGAAUUCUUCAAAAGUCAAAAAGCAGUGCUGCCGGAUUAUUUAUAUUCAUUGAGAGACAAUAUACAUGAAUUAUUAUGGAAGUGCUUGGGUUUUUAUUAAGGUACUGUAACAAUCUCAUCUUUUAGUUCUAUUCAUUGAGCUAAAUUUACCUUUGUAAACCUUUUUGAAGCUUCAGAAAGAAAAAAAAAACACCAUUGUUGAUUAUUUAUGGUAUAGUAAGAUGGGGGGGAUUAUGAACUUUCUGCAUUUUGUAAACAUCGUUGAAUUAUCUUUCACAUACACUGUUUCUUUUUCAAUAUUUGCAGAAACCUUUUUAUACAAUCAAAAUAAAAUGAACUUUAAACCCAGUUAGCCAAAAUCUGGCUACCAGUUUAGCCAGUUGGGACUGUUAUAACUAUUGUUAAUUUUGUGCCAUAUUUUGAAUUGCAACAUUUAUGCUGAGUAUAACUUUGCAAGUCAUGAAAUUGCCUACUUGCUUGUAAUAAUUAAUUGGGACUGAACAGUGGUAAAAAUUAAUUUUUUAAGUAAAUCAGUGUUUUUACUUUUGCACGACUUAUGAAAUGUUAAGCAAAUUGCUUUUUCACCAGCGUCUUUACUGUAUUUACCAAAAGACCAGUAUAUAAAAGACUGAAAUUGGAAAAAAAAAUAAAACUUUACCUAAUGUAUUUGAAUGGCAUCAGUCUAAUACUCCACUCUAAUACCCC